UUUUAUCCCUUUGUGACCGCAGCGGGCUGCCGUAGUCAGGCAAUCGCUGGUAGCACACCGACGGUAACCGACCGUACCUUCACGAACAGGUGAAAGUAGUCUUUAGCAAGUUUUCUCGUGAACACUACCUCUUGGAAACAAGUCAGCGAGUGAUUUAAGAAGAGAGGAUCAACGUAGUUUCUUUCUUUCGCUAUGGCAUCGUCUGCAAUGAUCACCGUCCCCACCACCGCCUCCCGCUUCGCCCUGCUCCAGAUAGACUCGGACUCGGAGUCCGACGCCUCCGAUGCGGGGAAGACGAGCACCAAAGGCGGACGGGACUCCACCGGGAAGCCCCGACAGGGGAAGGCAGGAGGAGCCGGGGGCAAAGGGGGUCAGUGCGGAGACAAGAAGAAAGACAAGAAGAAGAAGAAGAAGGAGCAGCAGCAGACUGAGGCAAACGAGUUACGUAAUCUGGCCUUCAAGAAGAUCCCUCAGAAGUCGUGUGCCCCACCUCCCUGCAUGACCCUGUCAGGCAUAGCCAAUGAACUUCUCACUCCUGCAUCAGGGGACCACAGUUUACCUUCAGAGGGCUGGCAGCAAUGGAAGCAGAGGGAUGAGCAGAUAACUACUGAACUAUACGAGGCUGACCUGGAAAAGGCCUUGAUUCUGAGUAAACUGGAGUACGAACAACACAAACAGCACAACAACACAAACACGUCCUCGCCAAAGUCGCGAGGGGUAAAAGAGGGCGGAGGGAAGAAAGACAAAAAGAAAAAUCAGCAGGCGAAAGAGAAAAAGACCGUCUCACUGCAAGACUUCCAGGCUGAAGGCAGUGCAGAACAUUCGAGUCGGAAGCAAGACAAAGAGGACGCCAGAGCGGCUAACCUAGCAUUAGGGGUCGGGCAGGAGGAGCGUUUUUUUAAUAAACUCGAAGAUGACGUCAGUCGGAUUAUCCAACAAGAGAAGAGACGUGAGCAGUACACAAACAGCCAGGGACAGGAAGUCAACACCUCCACAGAACACGAACCAGACCCUCGAGCAGAGCAGCUGAAGUACGAGCUGGAGAAGAAAGACCAGGAAAUCGAUAAGCUAAAGAAGACCAUCACACAGUGGGAGGGGAAGUAUAAAGAGGUGAAAGCAAGAAAUUCCCAGCUCCUUAAGAUGCUCCAGCAGGGAGAAAUGAAAGAUAAAGCAGAAAUCCUUCUACAGGUAGAAGAGCUACUACAUAUAAAAGAAGAACUGUCAUCACAGGUAACAUUACUACACGGUGCCCUUGAACAAGAAAGGUCUAAAGUCAAAGGUCUGCAGACAGAACAACCUAAACAUCAGACCACAGAAAAAGCAGCCAGUCAGUCAGGUGAAGUGAGAAAAGGUUCAGUGGUAACAAGAAAGGGAAGAAGGGCACAGAGUCUGAUCUAUGAAGGUUUCAAAAGGAGAAGAUGUUAGGAGUAAAUAAACGAAUGAACAAAUGAAGAAAAACACGACUGAUCACUGUCAGGGUUCUCUUUCCUUAUUGAUUUUUCUUUUUCUCAUGUCAGCAUUAUAAUGCAUGCCCAUGUGAUCACACACACACACACACACACACUCCAGACAUAGCAGGUUGUAUUACACAGCUGAACAACAACAACAA
Molecule: messenger RNA, 1609 nt
Organism: Larimichthys crocea (large yellow croaker)
Lineage: Eukaryota; Metazoa; Chordata; Actinopteri; Sciaenidae
Gene: gkap1
Product: G kinase anchoring protein 1
Exons: 13
Coding region: 193-1425 (410 amino acids)
Biological process (GO): signal transduction
Cellular component (GO): Golgi apparatus
Source: RefSeq, a predicted model, not a curated record